AUGGACAAGCCCGAAACAAUAGAGGAGCAAGCUGUCACCGUUGACGAGGAAAGUGUCGCGCAAGUCAAUGGAGCAGGUACAAGUGCUGCCACACAACGAGCAUUGCUGGCUUAUGCGGAAGAAGAGGCCAAAAUUUCUGCACUGAAAAAUGCGGUUCCAAAGCAAGGAGGAGCCUCACCAGAGCUAGAUGAAGACCCAAUGGAUAUAAGCAACAUCAUGGCCCUACCAGAGUCAACCACUGAUUCGGGGCUUCGUCGAGGAGCCAAUCUACAUGUCACUGUACCUGGAGCAUACCUGGCUGGGAGCUCGAGACACCCUCCUCGUCGUACCAGUUCUAUUGAUUAUGGCCUUUUGCGUGCUGGUAGUAGUAGUAAUUGUGGUUUCACUCUUGAUGAUGGGGCUGGAAGCGGUGCCGCGGUCCCUGCCCCAACUACUGCCGAAGCUACUGCUACCGGUAACGGCAACGAGCAGUUGGCGCAGGCCAAUGCAAUCGACGAUGAUGCAGAUAAGGCCAGCUUAUCUCAACAAGCCAGACCCGUUGAUCUGGAUAAAAUGCUACGACGGGAGAAGAAAAUGAAGAAACAGAAGCAUUGCUUCAUUGCCACUGCCAUCUUCUUGUUGGUUUUGGUUGCUGCUACUGUGCUCGGAUCUGUGAUUGGUUCACAAAAGCGAAAUGAACAAGAGGUGGUCAUCCUGCUCUCCACAGAGACUCCUUCUGUGUAUGUAUCCGUGGAACCCUCAGAAGUACCAUCUUUUGCUCCUACAGCUGCUCUGGAUUUGCUCUUGACAGAUUUGCCAGACUACACUCUAAAGAGUCUUGAAGAAUUUGGCACUCCCCAGUGGAAAGCAUGGGAAUGGCUCUCCCUCCAUCAAAACAUUACGAACCUACCAGAGUGGAGAAAGAAACAGCUCUUUGCCCUGGCCACCUUUUUCUUUUCCUUUGAGGGGGAGAAUUGGCGUGUCUACAUUAAAGAGAGAUGGAUGAUUGACUCAAGAGAUGAGUGUUUGUGGUUUUCCAGCGGGGAAGGCCUGUUCCAUGCUGAAGACACUUCCCAAGAGUUUGCGCCUGUUCCUGAACGUUUCAGAGCAAAGGGGCUGCCUUGCAAUGACCGCGGACAGUUCACAUCAUUGUUUCUGAUGAAUUUGGAGCUUUCUGGUCUCAAACCAACCAUCCCACCGGAGAUUGCUCUGUUGACAUCGCUAUCCGUAUUGGACCUUUCUAACAAUGGAAUCCAAACGUCUCUUGAUGAUCUGAUUCCCCCAGAACUCGCUCUCUUGACAGAUCUGAGAAGAUUCUGGCUGUCUCGGAAUGCCCUUACGGGCUUGCUGCCAACUGAGAUUGGCUUGUUGACCAGAUUGAAAACUCUGAACUUGCAGGCAAACAAGCUUGAAGGCUCCAUACCACACAAAAUACUUUUGCCCAGUUUGACUGUUCUCUUUCUAUCUGAAAACAUGUUCACUGGUUUGGUUCCAACAGAACUUGGGUUGUUGACCCAAUUGACCGAACUAUAUCUUUCUGGAAAUCUAUUGUCAGGAUCCUUCCCAACUGAGUUUGGUUCUGCGACAAGUCUACAAAUUCUGAACGUACAAGACAACUUACUUGGCGGUCCAAUACCAAGUGAGCUGGGGCUUCUUACAGGGCUAGACAACCUAUGGACAUCUUCCAACUCUUUCACUGGAAGCUUGCCCAGUGACCUUGGGAUGUUGACAAUGCUGCGUUUCGCACGGGUCGACCAUAACCAGCUUUCUGGCCCAUUCCCAACUGAACUUGGGCUGUUGACCAGACUGAGAACUUUUGGGGCAAAUGACAACCACUUUUCUGGUUCUUUACCAACGGAGCUUUGGAAGUUGACAAGUUUGGCUGUGGCCAAUCUACAUGGUAACUCCCUACAAGGUUCUUUGUCCAGUGAGCUUGGUUCCCUCUCUCUCCUGAGGUUUCUCAGCCUCGAGAACAAUGGCUUUUCCGGUUAUCUUCCAAAUGAAGUGGAACUUCUGGCCAACCUUACAAGUUUGAGCAUUGGACACAACCAGUUUUCUGGUGCCCUGCCGUCAGAAUUGGGAGUACUCCGGUUGCUGACAAAUCUUGAACUAGGAAGCAACAACCUCUCUAGCAGCCUCCCUUCAGAACUUGGCAACCUUAUGGCACUGCUAGAGUUGGACUUGACCAGUUUGCCAGGGCUGACGGGACCUCUUCCAUCCGAGUUGUCCCUCCUGACUAACUUAGGGUAUCUGAACCUUGCUGGAAGCCCAAGCCUGUCUGGAAUUGUUCCUGAAAAACUGUGUGAGCUCUCCCAAGACACGUGUUUGUAUGGUCCCAGUUUCCAUGAGAAGAAUUGUUCUCUCACUUUUGAUUGUAGCGGCACGCUAUGUGGCUGUGAUUGCCCAUGUUCUUGA
Molecule: messenger RNA, 2394 nt
Organism: Seminavis robusta
Lineage: Eukaryota; Bacillariophyta; Bacillariophyceae; Naviculales; Naviculaceae
Source: the annotation of a GenBank genome assembly